CACCCGAUUCCCGCACAACUCCCUACCCUAUCCACUCGAGUUUUUUCUAAUCUAUGCACCAAUCAAUGUGACAGCUGAUGCUACUGAGUGAGUGUUGAUCAAGUUCGGAUCCUGUGCGUAGAGUUGUGAGUUGUCUAGCACUAGAUUAGUGUCAUUCCUACAGUGUUCACCUUCUAAACCCACUGCAAUCAAUGCCUACUAAGGUUGUGGUUACGGAGCGUACGACUCACACCCCGACUGCCCACCACACCGUCCGAACAGAGACAUCCCACGUCCGCACCACCGGACCGAGUCGCACCACAACCAGCUCUUCGUAUCACCGCUCCUCAGGAGGCAUGGCAAACUGUGGCUGGCUAUGGAGUAUUGUCUGGGUCAUUCUACUGCUGAUCAUCGGCUGGCCCAUCGGGAUCCUCUGCGGAAUCUUGUACGCCAUCGUCUGUGCGUUUGUGCCGUGCUGCGGCGGCUGCGCUGACCUGGCCAAUUUCCUGCAUCGGGGUCUGGAGCUACCCAAGACGUGUGCCUCCAACAUGGUGUCUCAACGUUCAGGGUGUUAGGGUUUAUAAAUCUUAAUCAGCAGCGGCGGAUACAAGGGCAUGAUCAACAGGGAAGAAACAAAUAUUGGUUUGUGUGGAAAUUCAUCACACUCCAUUCUCAGUAUAUCUUAUUAUCAAUAUAUCGGGAACAUCUUAAGCAGGAUGUUAAAACUAACCUGUCAAAGUUGUACAGUAGUGACAGCUUUAUGACUUUCAUACCCUAGCUACUCAAAACCUUCUUAAACUUAUCGCCAGGUUUUGCCUGGUUUUGGUGUAUUCAUUACUGCAUAGGCAAAAGCAUUCCUUGUGACAUGGCACUAGGCAUGUGCAACAAUCCCAUCAUCAAGUCCAGACCAUUGGGUGUUGAGUUACCCUGGAGUUUUUCAGUAGACAUAGGAGGUUCCAAGGAUGGCAAAAUUUAAAUGCCUAAAAAGGCCUAACUUUCAUACUGAACAAAUGUUACCAUCAUUUGGUGCAUUUCUUGUCAGACAGACAACUUUUCUGACUAAAUUUUCCAAACGGUAGCAAAUAAGUAUACAACAGAUCAACUGAUAUUACCCAAUACUGAAGAAUUUUAAUCAGUUUGUUUCUUUCCUUCAAGGCAAGUGGCCCAAGUUUAACCCUUUUCCAAUUUGAUGUAUGGAAAACCUUAUCCAAAGACGAUCAUUCGUGUUUGAAACUGUUCUGUAGCCGCCAUGUUAGAUAAAUUUUGUUUCAAUUAACAGUAGCUCCUAAAAAGUCUUUGUCAUAAAUUUAGAAAGAUAGAACAUUAUUAGCAACGCAACAAUUCAAAGUUGCCAUUUUGGGUGGUAAUUUAAAAAAUGCAUGAAUUUAUACCUCUCUUGCUUUCAGUGGUGAAAAUUUUUGUCUCUCCCUUUUUUUACAUGUAGGGUGGAUUAUGUUUUCCUUCACCCUCACUCCAAUAUACCAAAUAUUUCUGCUGAUGCAAUGUGCUUUGUUCCAUUAUUUGCUGCAUUUAAUUUGUUUGCAAAGAAAUUAAUACAAAGACACAAGUGAUAUAUAUUGACAUGUGUUUUGCUUCCAAGGAACAAAAUAAUUAAGUGCCAAUGUGCUUCUUGUUUUUAAACUUGCCCGUUUUCAUCAUUAUCAUGCUGAAAUUUGUGAGGGUAAAAGCCAAUGAACAAAGUGAUUAUUAGCUUUGCAUGACUAAGUAAUACAUAGAAGUAGGUUGUCUUUUACAAAAAGUUGUAGAUAAUAUUUUAGACUUGUAAUAUUAUGUUGUGUGCCGCACAUUGUUGCCGGCAGCUUGGCAAUUUGAAUGUGUAAUAACUUCAUGUUUGUUAUAAAUCCAAAUGUAUUGAAAACAAAUUGUCAAAAACAUUGGACACAUUAAAACAGUGUUUCAAUUCAUUUAGGGCUAAUGGGAGAAUCACAUACAAGUUUUGAAACAGACUUAAAUUACUGAUCCAGUAAGCCCACCCUCACGGCACUCAUGAGCAUGGGAGGGACACUUGACUCUCAGCCCUUGAUCAUUAUAAAGCUAGCCUUGAUCAAGACUGUCCUGCGCACUCUGGUGCGCAUUGUCCCUAGUGCCAUUUGGUAGCUGUCCAUCUGAUUUUCUGUCCCCCAUAUGGGAAAUUAACAUGGGGUGAAGAAGAAUGAUUCAAAAGAGGGCGCUAUAACAAGAAGUUUGUUCACAGUUGGCCAUAAUGGGGAACAGGACAGCACUAGGAUUUGUCAAUACAUUAAGGGGUAGAGCCUAAUGGAUGUCUGUUGACCCACUGUGUCUCUUUCUAAAAAGUCUGAGCCUAAAACUGGACAUGAAACUACAGAAGUUAUAGCACCAUACACCUUGAACCAUGUAGCCUUAAUCUUAUUGUACAAUGAAAUAAUAUUUAUUGAAAACCGUACUUCAACUGUCUUGAUCAAGUGUACCAUCUGAUUGGUGUAAUUUGCAAAGUGCUAACUGGACAAAUGUUUUAUUUUAAAAACAAAUGUCGAUCAAACUGCGGCCUUAUCAAAAAGGAAGCAAUUUUCAUUUUUAUGUUUGUACACUUUUCUAUGAUAUAUAUUUUACUGUCUUCCAUUUGUUUUGUACGCUGUCAUCUAGACAACUUUAUAGGCACAAUAACUACAGUAGUUCACAAGUCAUGCCCGACAUUUUGAAAUCUCUAAAGCAUUUCCCAUUUCAUUUACCUUCAUAGAAAAAGUGGCAUACACAAUUAGUUAAAAGAUCUGCCAACAAUUUUGUUAGUACUUAAUUAGUAUACAUGUAGUCUAGUCUUGUGUAACGUGCAAUGAAGAAGAAAAAAUUACAACUCAAAAAUUGGACAGAUGUUUUUGCCAAAUUCCGUUUUACUUUAAUAUAGUUGAUUUAUAUGUAUCCCAUAAAUUGUUGGACAGGUAAUUUUUUUUCAAAUUUAUAACCCUUACUUGUUUGGGGGAAGGGGGUAUUAAGGAAAAGGUUGUUUUUUUACAGGACAUUAUUGUUUUCGUUUUAGUUAAAAAUCCUUUGAGCAGCUUAGACUUAUCAUUCAUAAAUUGUGAUUUUUUUUUAUUCCACUUUUAAAUUUAUACAGUACCUUUAGACAUGUGCAGUAGAUGAAUGUGUAUUAUAAAAGGUAUGUAGUGGAUAAAACAACUUAGAGGAAACAAAUGA
This is a messenger RNA of Asterias rubens (European starfish), 3153 nucleotides long. RefSeq lists its product as uncharacterized. The record is from RefSeq and is a predicted model, not a curated record. Bases 192 to 554 code for a protein of 120 amino acids. The transcript is spliced from 3 exons. NCBI's taxonomy places the organism in Eukaryota, Metazoa, Echinodermata, Asteroidea, Forcipulatida, Asteriidae.